Messenger RNA from Aspergillus ochraceoroseus IBT 24754, 1182 nucleotides. RefSeq names its product GSK family serine/threonine-protein kinase. Lineage: Eukaryota; Fungi; Ascomycota; Eurotiomycetes; Eurotiales; Aspergillaceae. Gene Ontology annotation, cellular component: cytoplasm. Gene Ontology annotation, biological process: protein phosphorylation; signal transduction. The coding region runs from base 1 to 1182 and encodes 393 amino acids. Gene Ontology annotation, molecular function: ATP binding; protein serine/threonine kinase activity; protein serine/threonine/tyrosine kinase activity. The transcript has 7 exons. The record is from RefSeq and is a predicted model, not a curated record.
AUGUCACAAAAGCCCGGGGUGUUUUCGAACUUGCGCAUGGGUGAAGUGGUUCGUGAAAAAGUCCAAGAUGGGCUCACAGGGGAAACUAAAGAGAUACAAUAUUCGCAAUGCAAAAUCGUCGGCAAUGGAUCGUUCGGAGUAGUCUUCCAGACAAAGAUGAUGCCCAGCGGCGAAGAUGCUGCCAUCAAACGAGUUCUCCAAGACAAGCGUUUCAAAAACCGUGAGUUACAGAUCAUGAGGAUUGUGCGCCACCCAAAUAUUGUAGAACUCAAGGCAUUCUACUAUUCGAACGGCGAAAGAAAGGACGAAGUCUACCUUAAUCUAGUCCUAGAAUACGUACCGGAAACCGUGUAUCGGGCGUCCCGCUACUUCAAUAAGCAGAAGACAACCAUGCCGAUGUUGGAAGUGAAGCUCUACAUUUACCAACUUUUCCGUUCCCUCGCAUACAUCCACUCACAAGGCAUCUGCCACCGUGACAUCAAACCCCAAAAUCUUCUCCUUGAUCCUGCGACCGGUAUUCUCAAACUUUGUGAUUUUGGAUCCGCCAAAAUUCUGGUCGAGAACGAGCCGAACGUUUCGUACAUCUGCUCUCGCUACUACCGAGCCCCAGAGUUGAUUUUUGGUGCAACAAAUUACACAACCAAGAUCGAUGUAUGGUCUACCGGUUGUGUGAUGGCAGAGCUGAUGCUUGGACAACCACUUUUCCCAGGAGAGUCCGGAAUUGAUCAACUCGUCGAGAUCAUCAAAGUUCUUGGUACUCCUACUCGGGAGCAGAUCCGUACGAUGAACCCCAAUUACAUGGAACACAAAUUCCCCCAAAUUAAGCCACACCCGUUCAAUAAGGUCUUCCGGAGAGCCCCGCAUGAGGCUAUCGAUCUGAUUUCUGCACUACUGGAAUAUACCCCGACUCAACGACUCUCCGCUAUUGAAGCUAUGUGCCACCCAUUCUUUGACGAACUCAGAGAUCCGAACACACGGCUGCCUGACUCCCGGAAUCCUAAUGGAGCGAUAAGGGAUCUUCCUAAUCUCUUCGACUUCUCAAAGCACGAACUCUCGAUCGCUCCUGCGAUGAACAACCGACUGAUUCCUCCCCACGCUCGACCUGCUCUCGAAGCCCGCGGGCUAUAUAUCGAUAACUUCAAACCCCUCACGAAGGAGGAGAUGAUGGCCCACCUUGACUGA